AUUUGAGUAUGGGUGUGUGGGUUUAUGUGUGUUUGUGGGGUGAGUGUUUAUAUGUUUAUAUGUGUUUGUGAGGUGCAUGUGUAUGUGUGUUUACGUGUGCACCGUGGGAAGGGAAGGACCUGUGCUCCAGAACGUGGGGCAUUUUCCCACCCUUCAGACAUUCUUCUCCCCACAGACCCCAUCCUGGAGCAGCCUGGUGGGUUCUCAGCGUCAAGAGAUGAGCCUCCUGGAGCAAGGAGAGAGCACUCCGUGGCCAUCACCCGCCAUGACCACCAGCUCAGAAAGAAGCCAUCGGAAGCGGGGGGCCAAGGCCUCAGGAUGGACAAGGCAGGAGGCUGUGGAGGAAGAGGACCUGCCAGGCCUGGGGGAAGGUCCCCAAUCCAGGCCAGCUGCUGAGUUCAUCGGGCUGGAGUCCACAUUCCCCAAGGCCACACCCUUGGCCCAGGCUGCUCCCUUGGACAUCCUCCCCUCUGAGUGCGCAGUCUCAGCCACUGGCUCCAGCAAAGAGUUCCCAGCCACAGUAGCUUGCAGGUCUGAGCUCAGCCUGGUGGAAGAGAGGCCUGCCCCAUGCCCAUCCCCGCAGGCCCCGUUACCCAAGCAGGGCUUGGACGAUGAACUGCAGAAGCCGGGAGCCCAGGUCUACAUGCACUUCAUGCAGAAGCACACCUGCUACGAUGCCAUGGCAACCAGCUCCAAGCUGGUCAUCUUCGACACCACGCUGCAGAUCAAGAAGGCCUUCUUCGCCCUGGUGGCCAACGGUGUCCGGGCUGCACCUCUAUGGGACAGCAAGAAGCAGAGCUUUGUGGGGAUGCUGACCAUCACAGACUUCAUCUUGGUGCUGCAUCGCUAUUACAGGUCCCCCCUGGUCCAGAUCUAUGAGAUUGAAGAGCAUAAGAUUGAGACCUGGAGGGAGAUCUACCUUCAAGGCUGCAUCAAGCCUCUGGUCUCCAUCUCUCCCAAUGACAGCCUAUUUGAAGCUGUCUACACCCUCAUCAAGAACCGGAUACACCGCCUGCCUGUCCUGGACCCGGUAUCAGGCGACGUGCUCCACAUCAUCACACACAAGCGGCUACUCAAGUUCCUGCACAUCUUUGGCGAUCUGCUGCCCCGGCCCCCAUUCCUCUACCGAACCAUCCAAGAUUUGGGCAUCGGUACAUUCCGAGACUUGGCUGUGGUGCUUGAGACGGCACCCAUCCUGACCGCACUGGACAUCUUUGUGGACCGGCCUGUGUCUGCACUGCCUGUGAUCAACGAAGAUGGUCAGGUCGUGGGCCUCUACUCCCGCUUCGAUGUGAUCCACCUGGCUGCCCAGCAUACCUACAACCACCUAGACAUGAGUGUGGGGGAAGCACUGAGGCAGAGGACGCUGUGUCUGGAGGGAGUCCUUUCCUGCCAGCCCAAAGAGAACUUGGGGGAAGUCAUCGACCGGAUUGUCCGGGAGCAGGUACACCGGUUGGUGCUAGUGGAUGAGAGCCAGCAUCUCCUGGGCGUGGUGUCCCUAUCCGACAUCCUUCAGGCACUGGUGCUCAGCCCUGCUGGCAUUGAGGCCCUCAGUGCCUGAGAAUAUGAGUCCUCAUUCCCAGACUGCCUUCCAAAGCGGAGCCAAUGAAGAGAGCCGGGCGUCGGCCUUCAUCUUCCCCCACCCCCAUUAGCUGGUUCGACUCUGGUUCAGGCUUCUCCAGCCCUCCCUAAAUGCCCUUGCCCUGACUAUUCUCCCAGAAGCCCUCGGGAAUGCCCAGUGCACUAUGGGAUGAUGACAUUAAGGAGAACAGCUGAGUCAAGCCUAGAGAUCCCUGAAUCAGAGGCACUGGGAUUGCCCUAAGGCCCACUGCUCCCUGUCCACCCACAUCACCUUCCCCCACCUGGGUUGUGACUGGCCCCAGUGGGGCCACGAGCCCUCAGCACAUGGGUAUAGUCAGGGGCUCAGGAUUUUUCGAAGCUCCUGAGAGUCCCAGCUGUUCUUUCCCCUGGAGAACCUCUGACCUCCUACUCCCCCUGCAUUGUCGUUUCAGGGCUGCUGGGGGCACCAUGGAGCAGCAGUUAUUUGUAGAACUGCCUGUUAGAGUGGCCCUCCCUCCAUUCUUUUCCUCAGCUCUCACUUGCAAACAGUGUUCUCGGUUCCCAGUGAUGGCCCUGUAUUCAGAUGACUGAUGAUGGACAUAGAGAAAACAAAAACAAAAAGAACAACACACAAAUUUAGGUUUGAUACGUUUCGCUCAGAAAAUGCUACAGUCAUUUAAUCUUGUGGCAAGACCCCUCCACUUUCUGAAUUCGAAGAUACAGAAGGAAAAUCUGUAAUUAGCAAACAUUGCAAGUGGCGUUACUUUUGUGCAGAGUGUUAUUCCACCAAAAUGUCUUUUUCAUCUUUUAUUUAUAACAAAACCAUAAAGAAAAUAUUACUUACAUAGUAGCUACAACUCACACCAUAAACUCUAUUCUGCAAGAAACAUAACUUUAUUUUUCUAACACUGAAUGUAAUUUCUAUUAUGAAGCCUCAUUUACCAGGUGGUAGAAAUGAAUCUCAGUCAGUUUGGGGUUCCCCUUCCAACUUUUCCUGGGGUUAAGUUCGGUGAUGGGGGGAAGGCUUUCAAUAGUAUGAAAAUUUGUUCCUCAGUCUUCAUCAACCAUCCCUGUCAGCUCCUGCUAAAAUAUCCCCAUUCCAUCUGGUUGUCACUUGGUUGGUCAUUGGUGGGCAUGGCCCCUGCUUAAUGCCCCCUCACUCCCUACCAUGAAGCCUCAUUGGGCCUGCCUGCUCUUGGGGCAUAAGAACAUCCUAGCUCCUGGCCCUGCACCCUCUGGGCUUCAGGAAGCUCUGUGGGGCUGUCCCAAGCCCAUCUGCUGAGAUGGACAGCAAGUGGCCUGUUCUACUCUGAGCCAUACAGUUUUCCCAGCCUUUACCCAGGAAAUAUGGGGCCCAGGGCUCUUCUACUCUUUCCCCUCCAAACUUCUCUGGGGUAUUAGUCAUUCUUCCCCCACCUUCAGAACAGCUCCUUCCAGGGAAAACGCAGACGGGUCAGUCUUUGGUGCCCUGGGUUGCUCAGCACGAGCAGACCUUCAGAUGCCACAGCACAGGCCUUAGGUGAUAAAGGGCAGCCCGAGGAAGGCAGUCUUCCCCCUUCAGAGCAGAUAGGUCUGCCCUCCUGGGCCCACCAUCCUGAGGGCCAGAAGUUCACCCGCCUGGGGAGAACAUUCUUUCAGUCAAAGGUACAUUUGCUGUGCUGAGUUCAUGUUUACUCUUCCUCAGUUACCCUCAAUCCUAUUGUUCUUUCCUUACAGUCAGGUCGGGUGGGUUAUCAGGGAGCCUCACUGUGAUAUCCUUCCCGGUGACUUUUGGGGGCAGUCCAGAGUCUCUGAGACCUCAGAUGCUGGAAGUGUGCCUCAUCACUGGCCACUGAUGGACUCUGUGCCAAACUUCACACCAGAGCUGGUGUUUUUCACCCUCCAGAGAGAAUAGUGCAAAGUAAAGAGUUCAUGCUAUUACAUCACAUCCAUCCUGUCAAAGAAACAUUAGACCAGUCUUGUCUGGGCAUUGUGCUGGAAUUUUAACUGGCAGAGGCCAUUUUCAAGCCCCCAAGAUAAGCAAAAGAACUUCAUGUGCACAUCUGGUGUAGGUGCAUUGUUCUGCAGGUAUAUUUCAAUAAAAAUUUUAUAAAAAUAGCCUGGCCAGUGUGCUCAGUGGUUGAGCGUCCGCCCAUGAAUCAGGA
Molecule: messenger RNA, 3704 nt
Organism: Myotis myotis
Lineage: Eukaryota; Metazoa; Chordata; Mammalia; Chiroptera; Vespertilionidae
Gene: PRKAG3
Product: protein kinase AMP-activated non-catalytic subunit gamma 3
Exons: 13
Coding region: 77-1561 (494 amino acids)
Source: RefSeq, a predicted model, not a curated record